Messenger RNA from Pseudomassariella vexata, 1158 nucleotides. RefSeq names its product Plectin/S10 domain-containing protein. Gene Ontology annotation, cellular component: cytosolic small ribosomal subunit. Gene Ontology annotation, molecular function: structural constituent of ribosome; RNA binding. The transcript is spliced from 3 exons. Bases 169 to 675 code for a protein of 168 amino acids. Lineage: Eukaryota; Fungi; Ascomycota; Sordariomycetes; Amphisphaeriales; Pseudomassariaceae. The record is from RefSeq and is a predicted model, not a curated record.
CACCCCACAUUUAUUUAGCCGUACCUGCCCACUCCGAGCCCUAGAUAGCUCCCACCAAAAAAAACCACUUUCUAACGACUGCGACUUUGGACAUCCCGAGCCAACUUCAAGCAUCUCAUCGCCCAUCCACAAUCCGAACCGACGUCUUGACGUUCAAUAACCGCCAAGAUGCUCAUCCCGAAGGCCGAUCGCAAGAAGAUCCACGAGUACCUCUUCCGAGAGGGCGUGAUGGUUGCCCAGAAGGACUACAACCUGCCCAAGCACCCCGAUGUCGACACCAAGAACCUCUUCGUCAUCAAGGCCUGCCAAUCUCUGACCUCGCGCGGCUACGUCAAGACGCAAUUCUCGUGGCAAUACUACUACUACACUCUCACCCCCGAGGGUCUCGACUACCUCCGAGAAUGGCUUCACCUCCCCGCCGAGAUCGUCCCUGCCACACACAUUAAGCAGCAACGAUCGCACGCUCCUCCCCGUGGCAUGAUGGGCGGCGAAGGUGAGCGCGAGCGCAGACCUUUUGGCCGUGGACGUGGUGGCGACCGUGGAGACCGUGGCGACAGAGAGGGUGGCUACCGUAGACGUGAUGCUGGCGAGGGCAAGGAGGGCGGUGCCCCUGGCGAGUUCAACCCCCAAUUCCGUGGUGGAUUUGGCCGUGGCCGUGGCGCUCCUACCUCUUAAUGGAGUUCGCAUCAGCCCGAUCUUACGAAAAAUUCCUUCGGCGACGCAUAUGGCAGCAUGCACGGCAUCAGGCAUGUACUCUAGGGAAUGGAGCACCCGCAUAGCCGCGCUUCUGUUCGCGUGAUAGAGAAACUCGUGGUGGGGAAUCUCGGAUGCACUGGUGGAGUUAUUAAGGCUUCGGAAACUGCCAUCUGCGAAUUAAGGGACAUGCUUUGCAGCUAAAAAAGAAACUUUUAUCUGAAUAGAUUCCAAUAUCUGUGUGCCCAGUGACCUCUGCCAGCUACUAUGAGCAGAAUUCGGGGGCCUUUGGAUUCUCGUGCACCGACAAGGCCCAUCUAGUAACCCAGUGGCAGUGGGCAAGACUACGCAUCCGGGUACUGGCUCAAGAACCUGGGUUGCAAAUGUGCCGUGUCGAGUAUGCAGCUUGCGUGUUUACUUACCUAGGCUUGGUAUGAAAUGAGACUUACUUUUUCAUAUAGCGUC